Messenger RNA from Amyelois transitella, 2109 nucleotides. Its product is annotated as sodium/hydrogen exchanger 9B2. Bases 331 to 1899 code for a protein of 522 amino acids. The record is from RefSeq and is a predicted model, not a curated record. The transcript is spliced from 11 exons. NCBI's taxonomy places the organism in Eukaryota, Metazoa, Arthropoda, Insecta, Lepidoptera, Pyralidae.
CCAUAAUUACUUACUUAAUGUAGAAUACAUAACUGUUCUUCUGAUAUAAUAAAAAUACCCCGUAUUAUAUAGGUAUUCAGAGGCAGUCUUUUUUUGAAGUCGGUAACUCGCGCAAAUUGUCGAACGCUUAUGAGAUUUUUUUGUCUACCUCUUUGAUCAAACGCUUCCCAUCACAUUUUAAUCAUGUGGGGUGUGCGUGUGGAACCAUCGUUGUUUACUUCAAUGCACUUUGGUAACCUUCUUAUUAUGUUUAAGAAUAGAAUAUCUACAUGAAAUAUAUCACAGAGAUACAGCUAGUCCCAAAGGAAACUUAAUUUGGAUAGCUCAAUCAUGAGUUACGGAAUAGUAACUCAACGAAGUAAUUAUAGACAUAUAAAAAUCAAUUUAAGCUCUUGGAUAAAUAUUAUAAUUUAUAACGAAACAAAAACGGUGAAUAAAGGCGACAGCACAACACACAGCCACGACGGAGAGAAAACAGAGUGCACGCCGACAUAUAUAGCUGACACAAAUUUUAAUGACGAAAAAUGUAAAAGUAAAUUCUGGGAUGGAAAAACUUCAUCUUCCAUUCGUCAUUUUCUCACGCUCUUAAUAUUAGGAAUUUGUACAUGGGGUGUCCUCUGGGUGGGUUGGGGAAGCAGCUGGGGUUGGAAUGGAGAAUACUUCGUGCUGGCCCUAGUGGCAAUCGUGGCUUGGGGCAGCGGGUUGUUGCUACAAGAGCUGACCUCUCUGCCACCUCUACUAGCCGCCCUUCUCACGGGCAUACUAGCCAGAUAUCUGAAUGUCCUAGAUAUGAGACAGUACACCGACAUCGAUGGGUUUUUAAGGAAAAUAUACCCAAUCGUGAUUCUAGGUAAGGGAUCACUAGCGUGGGAUGUGACUUACAUGAGAUCCAACUGGGCACAGGUGGUGUCGCUCGGGGUAUUACCAUGGGUCACUGAAGUCACAGUGUUGGCCGCCAUGACUAACAUCCUGCUCGGAUUUCCCUGGAUAUGGGGUUUCAUGCUGGGUUCUGUGUACGCUUCAGUAUCGUGCCCCGUCGUGAUGCCUCUAGUGAUAAAACACAGCAAGCUUGCCGGCGGCAAGCGCAAUUGGCCACAAUUUGUGUGCACAGCCGGAGGCAUCGAUACCGCCCUGAGCGUUGGCGUUUUUGGGAUGCUCUACAGUUUUUUAUUCUACGAAACCGAUGAAACGUAUCGAUAUGUUAAGGCGAGCUUAUCUUUGUUGGCGGGCAUAGCCCUGGGGGUCUCUUGGGGAGCCCUCGCGGGUCUCCUGCCCGACUCCCGAGAUUACUACGCAACGGAGCUACGGAUCCUACUCGUGAUUUUAGGAGCCCUCUCCGGGAAUUUCGUCACCUCUUUUUUUGGAUGGGGAGGCACCGCGGGGGUGGCUGUAUUAGCGUGCAACGCUACGGCCGCUACGUACUGGGCGCGGGAGGGGUGGCGGCUGAACUGCAAUCCCGCGGCGACCGCCUACCGCGUGUUCUGGGCGGCGUGUGAGCCGGUACUUUUUGCUUACACCGGCACUUUCUUUGUGAUUGAUAGUUCUAUAACGGAGGCGUCGUUAGUACCAGGGUUCGCGAUCCUUGCUGUCUGUCUGUCAGUGCGGUUGUCAGUAGUAUGUCUGGCUUGUUGGAGACUCUCGCUCAAGGAGAAACUAUUCGUGUGUUGCACUUGGACGCCGAAGUCUAUUGUAGAGGCGGUACUCUGCCCCAUAGUAUUGAACACCAUAAUAUCUAUGCAAAUGCAAGAUGAGACAAUAACUAAAUACGCUGAAGACAUAAUAAAACUUAUAAUUCAAGCUAUCCUGGUCACGACGCCAGUGGGAUACUUGUUAACUAGUCAUGUGGGACCAAUAUUGUUAAGAAGUGCUGCUAAGGAUAUCGAAUUUUCUGAUACCUAAUUGAUCAAAAAGUAUACUCUCAACUUAUGGAUCUCAGGGCAGACACAAAUGAAGAUUUACCUUUACACUUCAUUAAUUUGAUAAAUACAAUAUAGAAAUUAGCAAAUAAGCAGCCAUAAAAAUAUAUAUGACGAAUUAUUAAGUGUAAAUAAGUACAAAAUAUUUAAUAAUAUAUCUUUCCCGUAAAACCACAAUAAAGUUUGUUAAAUA